GCAGUGGUCUCAAAUAUCCAACAGGUGACUGUUACAACAGGAUGCAGAAGAUAUUUUUAUCCCUGGCUUUGCUCUCAACUGUGACUUCCGAAGAAUUAGAGACCAAGAAGCAUCGACCCUUAUUGCCAGAAGACGGGCUUCAAUUUUGGCUCCCAAGAGACAGUAUCUCUUGGGAUAUUAAAGAUCAGGAAGGAAGGCGUCAUCAAGAGUCAAAGUCAUCACUCAGCAAAAUUUCUGAAUCUCAUGAUCUUACCAGAUUUUUCUUCAACAAUCCUAAUCUCCCCACCAAUACUAGUGAAGAUGACCAGGCAUCAAAUAAUCAUCAGAGCCUCAAUGAGCUAAGCGGUAUUGAUAAACGUAAACCAGCUUUUCUGUUACCCUUUGGUCGAUUUGGAUUAUCAAAAAUUAAUCCAAAUCAAAAGGGAUUUAAAUGCCACUAUGAUAGAUGUCGUAGAAAACAUCAAGACUGGAGUCUACAGGAGCCUGUUUAUGUCGAAGAGCCAAAUUGGGUUCAAAUUGAGUCCGAAAGUCUUGAAACUCCUAUUGGCAGAAGCGAACCGUUUUUUGUAAAUCGAGGAAAAAGAUCAAUUAAAUUAAAAACAUUAAAUCCACUCAAAAACACAAUAAAAGGCCGAGAAAUGGAAGAAGCAAACACGCCAAAAGAAAAUAUUCAUGAAUCAAAUGCACGAAAGAAAAGGGAAGUCUCUCCAAAAGUGAUAAAAAUGAAACCGAUUCAAAGACGAAGUGAAACUGAUAAUAAAAAAUGGUUGGAAAGUAUUGAAAAAUCUUUGAUUGGUGGGGAUAAUUCUGCAGUAAUGACAAAAUCUUCAAGCUACUUACAUCCAAGAAAUAAACAUUCGGAUGUCUUGGAAAUUUUGGAGGAACCAUUCUUCAUAUCAAGAGGAAAAAAGAAUCAUUUUGUUCCCUCUCGUAAUUUUUUCUGGGAAGAAUUUUACUCCGAUCAAGAUUUGGACAAUUUAUCCUCAGAUAUGUAUGAAGAUGCAAUUUUGUCAAGAUUGGAAUUGGAUGUAAAACAAAAAAUCCUUGAAAACAUUUUAAACUAUGAAACUCACAAAAAAAGAUUUCAAGAUGAAAAUAAAAAUGAGAUUCAAUCUAACUCAAAAAGAGGAGUUUUGGAGGAAUUAGAUGUGCAGUUUGACCCUUUUUAUGUGGCGAGAGGCUGAAAGUCAUUUUUAAGAAAAAAUCUAUAUUUUCAGCUUCAAAUUGCACCAAAAAUUAGUUUUUAGCU
Messenger RNA from Belonocnema kinseyi, 1249 nucleotides. RefSeq lists its product as uncharacterized. NCBI's taxonomy places the organism in Eukaryota, Metazoa, Arthropoda, Insecta, Hymenoptera, Cynipidae. The record is from RefSeq and is a predicted model, not a curated record. Bases 42 to 1184 code for a protein of 380 amino acids. The transcript has 4 exons.